AUGCGUCCAGCGUAUCUCCCCAUUCGUUUCUUGCCCCAGCGCGUCCCCAGAUCCACCACCAUCAUUCCACUAUGCCACACAGCUGCUACUUCCAUGUCCACCGCUUCCACAGCAUCCACCCAAUCACGCUCGAAGAGCCGGAAGAAACAGUCGCGCGUGGCGAGUGUGCCUGUAUUUUGGCCAAUCACCGGCGUCUCGGAACCUCCCCUUUUACGUCCCCACGAAAUCGACCGCGUAAACCGGCUGUUUCACAUAGGAAGUACAGUCAUCACAAUGACGUCGGACCCGACCGACUUGCCACAGUGGGACGUGCCUGAGAUCGCGUUCGCCGGGCGCUCGAACGCGGGAAAGUCGUCCCUAAUCAAUGCUUUGUGUGGUCAGAAAACACUCGCACGGACGUCGAAAGUGCCAGGUCGGACGCAGAAGUUGCAUUUCUUGAGUGUUGGCGGUAAAAAGGGCAGUCUCCCGGACCUGUCGCUCGUCGACAUGCCAGGGUUUGGGUUUGCGACAGUCCCAAAAGCCGUGGUGGACCAAUGGCAUGCGCUCGUUGGCGGGUAUGUGGACAAGAGACGGGGCACCAACUUGAAGACCAUUAUGUUGUUAAUUGAUGCUCGACGCGGGUUGGGCACCGCCGAUCACGACUUUAUGGACUUUCUGCACGACUUGGGUGCGCUGUACCAGGUGGUGUUUACCAAAGUGGAUGCAGUGGACCGAUUGGAGCUCGAGAAGCAGAUCCAGAAGGCAAAGGAUGUGGCGCUGAAUGCCAAACGGAUGAGUAUGAACCCAAUCAUUCAGGUGACGAGUGUGAAGGAAGGACAUGGAAUCAAGGAAUUGCAGCGCCAACUUGUGAGUAUGACGGGACUGUUAACGCCGAAAUAA
Messenger RNA from Peronospora matthiolae, 879 nucleotides. NCBI's taxonomy places the organism in Eukaryota, Oomycota, Peronosporomycetes, Peronosporales, Peronosporaceae. The record is from the annotation of a GenBank genome assembly.